AUGCCGCCAUUACAUCUCCAGAAGCUCAACUCCUGCCUCAGUCGGCGGACUUCAGUCCUUUGUGCGGCCCUGGCGUUUGUGCUUCUCACUUUUUGGUUCUUGCAAGGGCCUGCCACCUCUACUCCGGAAGCCGGUCGGCGCCUACGUCCUGGAGAACGUCUGAAUCAGUUUGAUGGAACAUGGAACUAUGCGAGGGACAAAGACAAUCUGCAGCUCGAUCUGAAUCAGUGCGAGAAGGCAUUCCCCGGCUUGUUCAUCGAGGUUGAUCGAGCAGUCGAGACACGCAAAGGAUCUCGUAUCGAGGAGUCUGUUAUCGAUUCGAUUGAAGAACAGAAUGGCUUCGUUCGGGCUAUGAUCUAUGAUCAGAAACUGUACAUCAUCUCCAAGACCGGCGGAAUCUACUCGCGAGAACUUGCGACCCUCCAUGCUAUUCACCGAGCAAUCAUGACGUCCCCCGAAGUCCUUCCCAACAUCGAGUUCGCAUUCAACUCCGACGAUCGCAUUCCGUCCGUGCCUUUGUGGGGAUAUGCGCGACGUGCCGAAGACACCCACAUCUGGCUGAUCCCCGAUUUUGGGUACUGGAGUUGGCCUGAAACCAAGGUAGGAACGAUGGGUGAAGUUCGCAUGAAAGCAAGCUUCGAUGAGCAGUCUGGGCCAUGGUCGUGGAAAAGGAAGUACAACCAGCUGUUGUGGCGUGGAGCGACAAUGGGACUGAGCCUGCGCGAGAGGCUCCUCCAAGUAACACAGGACAAGGCUUGGGCUGAUGUGAAAGCGCUUGACUGGCAUAACCAGGACUCGAUGACGAAUGAUCUCAAGUCCAUGCCCGAACAUUGCCAGUACAAGUAUUUGAUGCAGACCGAAGGCAACUCCUACUCUGGUCGACUGAAAUACCUCCAGAAUUGCAGGUCUGUUAUCGUGAGCCAUCCUCUGGACUGGAUCGAACAUCAUCACCAUCUCAUGCGCUCCAGCGGACCCGACCAAAAUUUCGUCGAGGUUGAGCGGAGCUUCGAAAACCUGGAAGAGACUAUCCUCUGGCUACAGCAGUAUGAUGGUAGAGCAAACAACAUCGCCCAAAACAGCGUCCAAACGUUCCGCGAGCGUUAUCUGACGCCCGCAGCUGAAGCCUGCUACUGGCGAAAGCUCAUCCACGGCUGGGCUAGUGUAAGCUGGGAGCCUCACUUUUGGAAAGAUGAAAACGGAACACAGGUGUGGAGAGGACUACCUGCCGAGUCCUUCUUGCUGGAGCGAAGAUUGAGGUGGGACCCUUACUGA
This is a messenger RNA of Cyphellophora europaea CBS 101466, 1272 nucleotides long. RefSeq lists its product as uncharacterized. NCBI's taxonomy places the organism in Eukaryota, Fungi, Ascomycota, Eurotiomycetes, Chaetothyriales, Cyphellophoraceae. The record is from RefSeq and is a predicted model, not a curated record. Bases 1 to 1272 code for a protein of 423 amino acids. The transcript has a single exon.